Messenger RNA from Amaranthus tricolor (Joseph's coat), 2253 nucleotides. RefSeq names its product probable N-acetyltransferase HLS1. Bases 642 to 1937 code for a protein of 431 amino acids. Gene Ontology annotation, molecular function: acyltransferase activity, transferring groups other than amino-acyl groups. The transcript has 3 exons. The record is from RefSeq and is a predicted model, not a curated record. NCBI's taxonomy places the organism in Eukaryota, Viridiplantae, Streptophyta, Magnoliopsida, Caryophyllales, Amaranthaceae.
AAACCAAAAGUGGCACUUGUGUUUCUUAAAUAUUUAAUAUAUUCAUGUAUUCAUUUGAAUGGAAUAGGCAAGCAAAUGAUGAUCAAAUUAUAAAUCCCAUCCAUCCAUCUUCCCUAAAAAAUCAUUUAAAAUUCCCAAAAUUAAUCUAAUAAUUACACCUUUACAUACUUAACGGCUUUCCUUCCUCUCCCCCUUUUAGAACAACUACUAUACUCCUAUCCUAUCUAUCCUUCUCAAAACCAAAAUUGGUACUUCUUUAAAAUAUUAAUUUAUUAUUUAUUAUUAUCAUAUAAUACUCUGUUUUUGUUCUUUCUUCUGUUCUUUAUAUCUUAUUAUUAGUCCUCCUUACUCCUUACUAUAUACUUCAUAUAUAUAUACCUCCAUAUUACAGCUUGGUCAAAUAGGAAGCCCUUUCUUACUAUUCACGUUAUUAAUACUUUCCUCUGCCAUAUUAGCGGCGCCUCCUUCAAAAAGCUGCAAUUCUUUUUUCUUUUUUUUUAUUUUCUUCUCCUCAAAUAAUAAUAUAAUUAUAAUAAAUAAUAUCUCGAAAAACCCAUUAAUUUUCGUACUGUACAUAUCAUUCUAGCUCCCUAAAUCAGAAUUGUCUAUAAAUAGGCAUGAACAGAACGUGAUUUGGUUUAAUGAAGGAAGAAAGAAAGAAAAUGGGAAUGGAGAAGAAAGUGGUAGUAGUGGUGAGAGAGUAUGAAAAAGAAAAAGAUGGUAAGGAAGUAGAAGAAGUGGAGAGAAGGUGUGAAGUUGGUCCCAACUCCAAAGUAUCUCUAUUCACUGACCUCUUAGGGGACCCACUUUGCCGCAUACGCCACUCACCUGCUUUUCUCAUGCUGGUAGCUCAAGUAGUGGAGGAAGGAGAAGAAGAAGAAGAAGGAGGGGGUGAAAAGAAGAAAAGAGAAAUAGUAGGAAUGAUAAGAGGAUGCAUAAAAACAGUAACAUGUGGUAAAAAGUAUCCUAGACCAUCCAAUUCCAAAUCUACCCUUUAUGACUAUUCUAAACCUCUCCCUGUCUUCACCAAACUUGCCUACAUCUUAGGUCUUCGUGUUUCCCCUUCCCACAGAAGAAUGGGAAUUGCGUUAAAAUUAGUGAACAAGCUUGAAGAGUGGUUUCGGCAAAAUGGAGCUGAAUACUCGUACUUAGCUACUGAAAGUGAAAAUGAAGCAUCAAUUUCUUUGUUUACCAACAAGUGUGGCUACUCAAAAUUUCGUACACCUUCAAUAUUAGUCCAACCCGUAUUUGCACAUCGGGCUAAGGUUUCGGGUCGGGUUACUAUCUUCCGGGUUCCUCCAUCCGAAGCGGAAAUUCUCUACCGUAGGAAAUUCUCUACCACAGAAUUCUUCCCUCGAGACAUCGACUCGGUCCUACACAACCGUCUUAAUCUUGGUACGUUUGUUGCUGUACCACGUGAUAAUCACGCGCCAAGUUAUUGGCCCGGGGCGGACGAGUUUUUGUCUAGCCCGCCCCAUUCAUGGGCGAUCCUAAGUGUUUGGAAUUGCAGUGAGGUUUGGAGGUUGGAAGUACGCGGGGCGUCGCGCGUGGGUAAAGGAUUGGCUAAAACGAGUAGGAUUGUGGACCGGGCUUUACCUUUUCUUAAAAUCCCAUCAUUUCCGGAGGUAUUUAGGCCUUUUGGGCUUCAAUUUUUGUAUGGGCUUGGGGGGGAAGGCCCAGAAGGUGCAAAAUAUGUGAAGGCUUUGUGUGGAUUUGCACAUAACUUGGCCCGAGAAAAAGGGUGUAGUGUGGUAGCUACUGAAGUAGCUUCAAGAGACCCGCUUAAGUUAGGAAUCCCACACUGGAAAAAGUUAUCGUGCGCCGAAGAUUUGUGGUGUAUUAAAAGACUUGGUGAAGAUUAUAGUGAUGGAACUGUGGGUGACUGGACUAAGUCACCGCCUGGUGAAACUAUUUUUGUUGAUCCUAGAGAGUUUUAAGACCUUUUAGUUACUUAGUGUUAAAUUUAGUAUUAAUUAACAUCUUAAUUAGUGUUCUAACAAUGUUGAAUCAAUGGAUAAUUAAAAAAAAUCCUCUUUUUAUUGUAGUAGUAGUUUUUUCUUAGUUAACAAUGCCUAAGUUGUAUGAUUUUGUUAGAAAGAGGCAAAAGGAAUUGUUAUCAGACUUUUCCAAGUGAAAAUGAAGAUCUUUUUGAGAAUUAUGGUAUAUUAAUAAAAAACUCUCACGUAGUAAUUUGUAAUAUAUAAAAUAAAUAGCUGGACAAAAGAAAAUUAAUUGAAGUUUUCCGUCCUCUUA